AUGAACGUCAAUGAGAUCAUCGCAGAGGCAUAUAGCUAUGCUGUUGCUAACAGUGGCGAAGGACUCGGCGAGCCUCUGCCAAUCGGCGGCAUGUCAGGCAGACACCGGUUACAGACGAGUGUGAAAAAUGGUCCACACAUAUUAGUGACACUAGGACACGACAAAAGGCGACCAAAAGCGGCCGUUGCCGGACGCGGACACACGCGGACGUGGCCGACUCACCGCAUUGUACUCUUGCUUUCGCCCUCUUCCUACGCUCUUCACCUGGCUCGUUCCUCUGUAAUGGAUCCUUCACUGCCCGCGAAGACACUCCCACUCUUCUUUCCAGAAGUUGAUCCACCCCGCCUUAACUAUACACAAGCGGAUCACGUUAGGGCAUUUAGAAGCCAGCCACUCGACUAUAUCAAGAACUACCUCAUACCCAAACCCCGAGAUGUCGCAAUUUUGCUUCCUCCUCGCCUGAAUGUGGGCUGGAUCGUCGACCAGGACUGCAUGUUCGAGUAUGCUCGAGAGCACGGAACCGAAUGUUUGAUCGAAGACCAUGAAGGAGUUCAUCGUAAUUAUUACGAUGCAUGCAAUGAGGCUCUGACCAUAAUGCUCGAGGAACUCAACAUACCAGAUGACCCGCGCAUCGAGAUCGUGUUCGCCUGCAACGGGGACUACGACCUGAACCCCACCGACCCGAAUCACUGCAAUUUUCAGUUUGUCUUGAGCGUAGGGUCUAAUUAUCGGGGUGCCAUACUGAAAGAAUAUGGUGAUAAAUUGCGGGACUUUGUUGCGCCUGGAGUCGAAGCCCGUUGGUUUUUGGACAGCGAGCGAUGGAUGUGGACGAGGUCACGCAGAGGGCCCCAGUGCAAAGCCACUCAGCUCGGGUUCCACUGGCAGCUGCAAAAACGAAAUCGAGAGUCGCCGGAGGGUUGA
Stereum hirsutum FP-91666 SS1 is the source of this 921-nucleotide messenger RNA. RefSeq lists its product as uncharacterized. The transcript has 4 exons. The record is from RefSeq and is a predicted model, not a curated record. NCBI's taxonomy places the organism in Eukaryota, Fungi, Basidiomycota, Agaricomycetes, Russulales, Stereaceae. The coding region runs from base 1 to 921 and encodes 306 amino acids.